This is a messenger RNA of Lepisosteus oculatus (spotted gar), 4396 nucleotides long. RefSeq names its product EYA transcriptional coactivator and phosphatase 1 (gene eya1). Gene Ontology annotation, biological process: negative regulation of extrinsic apoptotic signaling pathway in absence of ligand; cell differentiation; multicellular organism development. NCBI's taxonomy places the organism in Eukaryota, Metazoa, Chordata, Actinopteri, Semionotiformes, Lepisosteidae. Gene Ontology annotation, cellular component: nucleus. The record is from RefSeq and is a predicted model, not a curated record. Gene Ontology annotation, molecular function: protein tyrosine phosphatase activity.
UUAUUAAGAAACGCACAGGGAAGCCAGUCGCGCGCAUGCGGAAAGUUCUGAGGUACUGUGCGGCGCGCGCCUGACCCGCUCCACCGCUUCGCCUUCUGGAGUCGCGGAACCUUUCGGGCUGCUAUUUGUUCUUUCUUUUUAAAAAAAGCCAAAAAGUGAGUCGUGCUUCGCGCAUAUCAACUGGGAAGUUCUUGUUGAACUUAGCUGACGCCGGACUGGAAUGAACAGCGACUAAAAGCGCAGGUGUGUCAGAAUGGAUUGAAGCGCAGAGGACAUGAAAGGAAUCUUCUCUGGAAAGAUCUGCACGGCUUGAAAGAGCGAUCUGAGGACUGUCAGUCACCUCUUCCGCAUCUGAAGUGAAUCCCCGCUGUGUGCUGUCGAGCAGAAGUCUGGCCACAUUGGGCUGACCUGUUCCCAACUGGACAAGCAGCUGUGAGGAAGGGAAUGCUAAAUCUCUAGAAGCAGAGAGCCUGAAUGUGAAAAAAAAGAUACAGUGAUUCAGAUGCUUCUGAUCCAUCCAGUUCCAGGUCUAUGGAAAUGCAGGAUCUAGCCAGUCCACACAGUCGAGUAAGUGGAAGCAGUGAAUCUCCUAAUGGUCCAAAACUUGACAACUCGCAUAUCAAUAACAAUUCCAUGACACCAAAUGGCACAGAAGGUGAUAACAUCACAAUGCUUACCACUGCUGACUGGUUGUUAAGUUCUAGUACACAGACCACAGCAGUUAAAACAGAGCCAAUGAGUAGCAGCGAAAUCAUCACUUCUGCAGCAGACGGGUCUCUAGACAGUUUCUCAGGAACAGCUAUUGGAACCAGUGGCUUCAGCCCAAGACAAACUCACCAGUUCUCCCCACAGAUCUAUCCUUCCAACAGACCGUAUCCACAUAUUCUUCCUACCCCUUCAUCACAAACUAUGGCUGCAUAUGGGCAGACGCAGUACACCACAGGAAUGCAACCAACAACGGCUUAUACUACCUAUCCUCAGCCAGGGCAGCCUUAUGGAAUUCCAGCUUAUGGUACAUUGUGGGCAGGCAUCAAGACAGAAGGCGGACUGACUCAAACACAGUCUCCUGGACAGACAGGAUUUUUGAGCUAUGGUUCCAGCUUCACAACGCCUCAGACAGGACAGGCUCCCUACAGCUACCAGAUGCAAGGAAGCAGUUUUACAACAACUUCAGGACUUUAUGCAGGAAGCAAUUCUCUCACAAAUUCAACAGGAUUCAAUAGCUCACAACAGGAGUAUCCUUCUUACCCAGGAUUCAACCAAGGUCAAUAUGCACAAUAUUACAACAGCUCACCGUACACUUCCCCAUAUAUGACAAGUAACAACACCAGCCCCACAACCCCCUCCACCACUGCCACAUACCAGCUGCAAGAGCCCCCCACCGGCAUCACGAGCCAAGCGGUGACAGACCCCGCUUCAGGAGACUACAGUACAAUCCACAGUCCAUCAACUCCCAUUAAAGAUUCAGAUUCGGAUCGAUUGCGCCGGGCUUCAGAUGGAAAAUCACGUGGCCGAGGCAGAAGGAACAAUAACCCAUCGCCUCCACCGGACUCUGACCUUGAGCGCGUUUUCAUAUGGGAUUUGGAUGAAACAAUCAUCGUUUUCCAUUCCUUGCUCACUGGGUCUUACGCCAAUAGAUAUGGCAGGGACCCACCAACAUCAGUGUCACUAGGGCUUAGGAUGGAAGAAAUGAUCUUCAACUUGGCAGAUACGCAUCUAUUCUUCAAUGACUUGGAGGAGUGUGAUCAGGUCCACAUUGAUGACGUCUCUUCAGACGACAAUGGCCAGGACCUGAGCACGUACAACUUCGCCACAGACGGUUUCCACGCAGCCGCCACAAGCGCGAAUCUCUGCCUGGCGACUGGGGUACGAGGUGGAGUGGACUGGAUGAGAAAGCUCGCCUUCCGUUACAGACGAGUAAAAGAAAUUUACACCACUUACAAAAACAACGUUGGAGGUCUGCUCGGCCCAGCCAAAAGGGAAGCCUGGUUGCAAUUGCGAGCUGAAAUUGAAGCCCUGACAGACUCCUGGUUAACACUGGCACUGAAAGCGCUCACACUAAUUCACUCUAGGUCAAACUGUGUCAAUAUCUUAGUUACAACAACGCAACUCAUACCUGCUCUUGCAAAAGUCUUGCUUUAUGGACUGGGAAUAGUAUUUCCAAUAGAAAAUAUUUAUAGUGCAACAAAAAUAGGAAAAGAAAGUUGUUUUGAAAGGAUAAUCCAGAGGUUUGGAAGGAAAGUAGUAUAUGUUGUCGUGGGAGAUGGAGUGGAAGAGGAGCAGGGAUCUAAAAAGCACAACAUGCCUUUCUGGAGAAUCUCCAGUCACUCCGACCUCAUGGCCCUCCAUCACGCUUUGGAACUGGAAUAUUUGUAGCACUGCGGCGGCUGUCUGGAACCUCAGAGCCUCAUCCCACGCCUGUCCACAGACCUCAUAACAAAACUCCUGUGUCUUGUGUCUGCAUCCCACUUAAAACUGAGCAACACGCCCAGAGUGCUGACAUACGGCCACAAUUUGUCUUAACCUUUCACCUUCUUCUAAAUUGAGGAGAAUUAAUUUAUGGCAGUGCAGCUGCCGGGGCCGGGUACUGUGAAUUGGCUCAUUUCAAAAGCCAUCAAAAUGUUUUACAGCCCUGUCUGUAUUCCGCCUCAGCAAAGGGUUCACACCUGUGAAAGAAUCAGAGCUACCGACGCCUUCCUAAGUGAGACUUCAAAUCGCACACUGCCUUGGCAGGCUCUGGCUCCCUCUCUCUCACAGCUAAACGGGACAAAGACUGUGGAGUACAUCUGCUUAUGGAGAAGCUCUCCUUUCGAUCACUAUCGCCCUGGGUAUUUCCGUGCUUCUUAUUUAUGAACUGAGAAUUUGUGAUCUGCAAAGUCCAAUGAAGGUGCAACUACACAGACUGGUGCCUUUCGACAGUACAGUACAAAGCACAUUUAGUUCCGUCGCAUCCAGAAGUACACUAUAAAAAAGGGUUUCUAGUAAUUUAAGAGAAGAAUAAUGAAAAAAUAACUUUACAUCGCUGAGACAAUCUUGUACAGAGGAGAUCUUUUUGUGUGUGUGUAAAUUUGUAGUCACUGGACUAUUCCUAUUCAGUUUCUUUAGGUACAAACUAUUGGAAGGCAGAAAUGCCCUUGUAAUUGAAGUAUAAAAGGCUUUGGAUGCACAUCCAUUUGUGCUGUGCCUUAAAGUGUUGAUGCAUUUGAGUUUUUGUUCAUUAUAAAUAUGUAGAUAAUGAAAUUUGUGAUAACUUGUUUUGUCAAAACCAAAAGCAUGGAUGUCACGUGUCAAUGAUUAUUUUUUUCAAACUCUUGUGCUUUUUCUCUACCUAAGGUCACUGUUUUUCUGUUACAGUCAGUGAUGGCCUUGAAUUUCCACAUUAAAAAUCAUGAAAAUAUGGAAAUAAAAUAGAACAAAUGGCUAUUCUUAAAAAUCGUACUGUUGAAGUCUGACUUUCUGUUAAUGGUGUCCUUAGUAUGUUUUGUUCUGGCAAAACUUUAAAGAUUGAAUGAAUAAACAUAGCUGAGUAAAUUAAUGUAUACAAUAUUGAAAGAUAAAAUAUAUUUCUGAAAAUUAAAACAAUACAAUAAAGCUGUUUUUGCAGAUGAUAGUGAAACUACUUGAACACAUUGGGGUUAUAGCCCCCUGACACACACAAACACACACCCUUUUCAUUCACAAAUUAAACAACACAGAGGGAGUAAUAUAUGCAUACAAAGUGAGAGAGAAAUCGUAUAUACAAUAUCUAGUCUUUUGUAUAAAAAGCAAUUUAAACGAAAGUAAAAGAUAUUGUGAUUUUUAACUAUAUCCAUGUCCAUCUUAAUAUGCGGUAUAUGUUUAUUAAAUAAAUAUGUUGUUAAUAUUAUUAACAUAAUUAUUGAAUGAUGUUUCAUACGUAUUUGGCCUUGAAAGGACCACUAUUUGUAAACAGUAAAACUUGGAACAUACAAUACAAUACAUGUCCUAUGAACUGUGAAUUUCAUGCCCUGGAACUUACUGAACCUUUAGAUUAUUUCUUAUUUCCCCUCAAUAUGAUCACUGUAGAAGAAGCUCAUUUCUGUUGUUUGUUACCUUUCAGUCUUGUACCUGAUCUUUUUUGCACCAACUUUUCUUCACUUUUGCAAAUUUGCUUAUUUUAUUUAAAAAGCAUCUCCCCUUUAUAAUGGGGGUUACAUAUUGCUGCUAGAUUGAGGUAACAGUAGACAUUUCAGUGUUUUUUUUUAGAAACAAACGGCAAGCUUUUUUUUAUAUUUCAAUCAUGACGCAGACUGGAAAUCAACAUUACCUGGGCCUCACUGUUAAAACAAAAAGUUUGUUGUGUCUGCAAAAGAUGUGUACAGAUUUUUUUGGCAUUAAUUUGUGUUUAAAUUAAUAAAAUUGAUUUGUGAACUGUUAA